CGGUGACGUCACCGCCCCGCCCGCCCCGCGCAGGAGGAGCCGCCGCCCGGCGCAGACCGCGAUCAGCCCCGCAGCCGCCGAGCGAGAUGGCCGAGUACUGCAGCCUGCUGGAGGAGCUGGCGGAGAACAUCACGCGCGAGGACCUGGACCAGCUGAAGUCGGCCUGCAAGGAGGACAUCCCCAGUGAGAAGAGCGAAGAGAUUGCCACCAGCAAGGACUGGUUUAGUUUCCUGGAGAAGCACAACAAGCUGGACAAGGACAACCUGUCGUACAUCGAGCACAUCUUUGAGAUCUCCCGGCGCCCAGACCUGCUCACCAUGGUGGUGGAGUACCGCACCCAGGUGCUGAAGAUCUCUGAGGAGGACGAGGUGGACACCAAGCUGACCCGCAUCCCCAGCGCCAAGAAGUACAAAGACAUCAUCCGGCAGCCCUCAGAAGAGGAGAUCAUCAAAUUGGCCCCCCCGCCCAAGAAAGCCUGAGAGGGGAGGUGGAAGGGGCAGGGGGGAGUCCAGGCCACGUUGCCACCCCCAGCCCCCUCUGCCACCAUCACCCCCCCAGCGGCCCUGCCCCUGCCACCCUGCCCCCCUGCCGCAUGGCCAGAUGGGAGGGGGUGCAGGGGGGGCCGCCUUGGUCACUAACACCGUCUUAACACCCAACACCUGGCCCGGGGGAGCAGGGGG
Messenger RNA from Alligator mississippiensis (American alligator), 680 nucleotides. It is a transcript of the gene PEA15, whose product is annotated as proliferation and apoptosis adaptor protein 15. The transcript is spliced from 4 exons. Bases 87 to 479 code for a protein of 130 amino acids. Gene Ontology annotation, biological process: MAPK cascade; regulation of apoptotic process. Gene Ontology annotation, molecular function: protein binding. The record is from RefSeq and is a predicted model, not a curated record. Lineage: Eukaryota; Metazoa; Chordata; Crocodylia; Alligatoridae.